This is a messenger RNA of Sugiyamaella lignohabitans, 4224 nucleotides long. It is a transcript of the gene NUP188, whose product is annotated as Nup188p. Gene Ontology annotation, biological process: RNA export from nucleus; protein import into nucleus. Gene Ontology annotation, molecular function: structural constituent of nuclear pore. The record is from RefSeq and is a predicted model, not a curated record. The transcript has a single exon. The coding region runs from base 1 to 4224 and encodes 1407 amino acids. Gene Ontology annotation, cellular component: nuclear pore inner ring. Lineage: Eukaryota; Fungi; Ascomycota; Dipodascomycetes; Dipodascales; Trichomonascaceae.
AUGAAUGCAUUACUAUUGCGAUGGUUCGAUAUCAUUGAUGAAACCGCGUUUUUGUCAAAAGGGAUGGAAAAGUUUACACCACAAUCUCAACAAGUUAUUUAUUCGCUCGGUAUAUUAAUUUCUCUCGAGCUACUUCGAUUAGACCAAGACUUUGCAAUGGAGUCGAUGAGCCAAUAUUCAUACCUUCAAAAGCCCGAUGUACUGGUCAAACUUAAUUCCAUUCUGGGAGUCAAAAUCGUAGACUAUGGAGCGGCUUCACCUUUACUGUUGGCGUGGAGCUUUGUAUUGCAUGCGUUUUCCCUAGCACUUAUGGGUCAGGAUAACGAUGGUGAUGCUGAUAGCAAGACUGGUUUGGCGUAUAAUGAUCCCAAAUAUGACGAUUUCCUUUGUCAGGUUUUACCAAAAUAUAAAAAUAUCGAUGAUUCGAAUCGAUUGGACGUGGUUGAAGAUCUUGGAAUGUACUCUGGGGGUCUUGCGAGCCAAGCUAUGAAACUAGGUGCAUUUACAAAAUUGGCCGAACUAUUUGAAACUCUUCCUCAAAAGCUCGAAUAUGCAAGCACAGGCGCCAAUCUGCUCCUAACCAGUUUGCCAUAUGUCAAUAUGACUGAGUCUAUUGCAAGAGUUAUUCAUAAAAUUAUUUCUCCUUUUAAAGAAGUGUCAGAAAUGUUCUUUUUAGAUGUGUUUGCUGACAGAGCUUUGACCCUAAGUAAAGCCAAGGUUCCUAUAGCCAUAUCACCGUUUCUUAUUCUUGGUCAGUGUUUUGGAGCCGAUUUAUUUGAUCUCAUCUCGCAAAUGAACUCGUAUAUGCAAGAGCUUCCCAAGGGGUUCAGGGAUUAUGAUUUCGUUACCAGAGAGAAGACGUCUCAAAUCGAGCUGACCUCAGAUCUAUUGCUAUUCGAACAUCGUCAGGAGGAUGGUCAGGGUGGUUUUGUUCUGCCUGCUGGCACCAGAGGCGAACUGAUAUCAACAGCAGCCAGCUCUGGUGCUACAAUAGUGAUGUGGAACUGUGACUACAAUGGUUGGACGUUUCUAGGACGCAUUUUGGAGCAGUCUGAUUUAGAUGGAACUUGGGGUCAGUUAGAGCUUGAUAUAUUAAGCGUUAUUAACAAUACUUUGGAAACUUUGUUAGAAAGAAAUCGAUUAGACGACGCGGGUGAGUUGCUUAAUUUUCUUUCAGCCGGCCUAGGACAAGCUGACAUUGUCGCGCUAAUAACUAGAAAGUUGGAAGAUGCCUUUUACAAUCGUGAUAUCAAACUAUGUACAGCAGGUGUUAAAUUCUUGACACUUCUUAUUGCUGUUGAUCCUCGGCGUGUAUGGCCUUAUUUAGGAAGAACGAAACUUCUCGAACGCAAUGGCAGAGGUGGAUAUCUUGGUAUAAUUCUCGGUGCGGUAGAGAUUGUAAAUAAUGAUUUCGAGUUCACCAUAGCAGUCAUAGAAUUAGUGACGGCAUUGGUGCGUGAUUCAUUGGCAAGUUCUCUAGAUACAACAAUUUCUUCAAAGGUGAGAUCUGAAGUGCUGUCUAAGUUUACACGCCAUUUGAUUGACGUGUUUGAAAGCUUUUCUUACUGGAGGUAUAGCAAACCUGAGCAGCGAAUUUCAAUUGCCAUUUCGACAUUAAAUCUGUUUAGUCUGAUUGUGCAUUCUACUUAUCGUUCUGACGGUGCAACUCCAUUGGAAGAAAAGGUUGUCGCGACACUUUCCAGAGCCUCUCAACUAAUUACCAACGAAUUUCUUUCCACUGCUGAGAGUGCUGCCCGUACGUUGUCCACAAUUCUAGGUGCUAUUGAAUCAGCGGCAAAAUCGAACGAUGUGUUAACGGGUGGCACAAAUCUACUUGACGAUCAUGAGCUUAUUUUUGUCAACAUUGCCCUUCAGUUUUCGUCGUUAUUGGUGCGGGUUCGGUCUGUUCUACAACUGCCGUGCUCGUAUCUUGAACGCAAACUGUAUGAGCAAAGUCCUGACCUGGUAUUAAUAUUUCUUCGUUAUUUUGCCCUUCACUCGGCCGUGGUUGAUGUGUUGCAGUCGAUUAUUGGUGGCUACUGGCCGGAUGAACAACCUAGUUUACUAGCUCACUUGGGAACUCAGUAUUCACAAAUGCUUAUUGGAUGUCUGGGUGGGGCAUUGACGACUUCUCUGGAACUUGAUUCUACUAUAGCAUACAUUUGUGACUACUUUUCGACAAUUAUUGAGAGCAAGCAGGAAGGGUUAUCCAUUCUUUUACUCAGUGGAAAGGAUACGAGAAACACGACCGAAAAGGUUGAGACCGUAGUAUCAUUAUUAACUGUUCUUGAAGAGCGUAUCACAAGGACGGCCGGGGAGUCAUCACAAACUAAGCUACCUUCUAUGUUGGCUGACAAAAUGCUAAACUCAAUCUCACUUGCCCAUAGUACGUGGACUUUAAAUGCAGCAGAGGAUAAGACUGAACUCUGCAAGGUGUUGAUAUCGUAUAUUAAAGAGUCUCUCGAUGUUGACGAGGCUGUUUCAUCAAACUUUUUGCUGACAGAUACAAGCUACAAGAUAUCCAUUGCAGCCAGAGCUAUCCGAAUAAUGUCUAUUCAGCUUUACAAAUCUCCCAAAGGGCCUGGAGCCAAAGCGUUUCUUGAUUUCCUUUCUACCGACAACAAUCUUAUCAAGUACACCAAAUCGUUCCUUGUGGUUAAUGGGUUCCGCCCGUCGCUUCAUGGGAAUUUGAAGAGGAAUUUCGAUCAUAAGUGGCCAAAAGCUCCUCUCAGCCGAUAUGCAGCUACUGCUCUUCUUUGUAACAGACCGUAUGGAGUCGAGUAUCUUCACGAUUUAGGACUUCUGGAUAUAGUUCUUCAAAAUCAUGUUGUGUGGGUUGACGGAUAUAGAGGUGAAGUGAUUGAAGCCAAUGUCAAUCUCUCAUAUGUUGAUUCUCAGAUGUGCCGUGUGAAGAGCUGGUGUGGAUUCCUUACCUCGCUGGUAUUAACCGCUUCUAGUCUUGGUGACAAGAAUAUGCUUGAAAAGCUCAACUCCGUAGCGGCUAUUGCGAUAGAGACAAAUCUCGAUGAUAACCUUUCAUUGCCAUUUUUUAGGGGAAUCAUUAAGCUGCGAUUAGAUCUUGCUUUUUUCGUCAGCUACAACCUAUCCAAAACUAAAAUGCAUACUCCCACAGAACAGCAACUGACUACAACAUUCCAACUGCUUGCUGACCCCAGUAUUGAAUUCCUGAGUGCGGCCGGCACGUCUAGUCUGGUAUUAGCGGGAGCAGAGCCAGGACCUGAACCAGGGGACUCGCCUGUUUUCUACAAACAGUUGUUGAAAAUUCUCAAUCUACAACUGGAAAAUAUUUCUGUUGAUACUGGUGGGUUUAGACUCAUCCAAACUAUCCAUGGAAUCCUGGACGUGGUAGCGAUUCGCGGUAUGAAAUCAGUUACAAAUUCUAUUCAAGAGAAUCCGACAACCAGUGGAGUUGAAGAUGUUGUGCAAAUCACAAUGAUUCUCCGUAAAUGUCUUGGAUUCCAUGGAGUGUCGUCAUUAUACUCCAACUUGUCACAAUUAAUGACAGAUACAGGAUGUGAUCAAGCAGUGAUGAGUCUAUUCGCUUACUCUUUAGAUUUGUGCAUUGUAGAAGACGAUCCGGUGUUCGGAGAACUUGCAUUGAUCUACCUCCUUGAAUGGUUGUCCAUUGAUAUUAUGGCUGACAGCUUAGUUUUGGGCGGACUAUUAAACGUUCUUACUGAAAGCCCACUAGCAAGAGCUAUUCAACAUGGUGUAAUCAGAUCGACAACACAUCCACGAUUAUUCGGAAUUUGGACAAAGGGUAUGCUAACUAUCGUCCUUGAGCUCCUUAAACAAUUGGGGUCGAGAAUUGUUGCAGAGGUUAUUGUAUUUUUAAACUUCUACUCUGCUCAAAUUGAAAGUGCUCUUCGAUAUUGGCUCGACCCUCAAGUUGUUAUUUCUUUAUCCAACAUUGAGGAAACAUAUCAGUUAUACCUAUUAUUAGAUGUGGUGAAGAAGCUUGCGGAUCCGGAUCAAACCCGAGUCAUCCCUCCUUUCACAGACAAAGUAAGCGUCAUUGAUUCGUUGGAUUAUUUCCUUAGUCAUCAAAGAUAUCUGUCGUCGAGACUAGUUGUCACGACAGCUGAGGAGCAAAAAUUGUUGUUAGAGCGGCCUUCAAAUGAAGAUUCGACGAGCGUGUUAGCAGGCAAAGUGGUCGAUCAACUGGCUGAUUUGCGAGAAUUCCUGGCCGACAGCAACAACUAG